CUAAAUCGGUGAUCCGAAGGCCUUGCACUUUCCUUUGUAAUUAUAAAUGUAGAACUUUGUGACACUGUUUAAAUAAAAAAGGAAAUGGAAGAUAAUUUCUGGAAAAGUAUCGUUCGAAAACCAACCUCUUUUCUUAUUGAAAUUAUAGUCGAGAUGAAUAUCGGUUGCAACUAAGAUUUUGAUUGUAUCUUCCGAAUUAAGCUUUUCGCCGUAGUUUUUCUUUCGUCUGGGCGACAUUUUACUCAAUUAUGUAAAAUACAACCUUAAUGCGAGUCACUGUAUCUGGUAAGCCGGCACAGCUGGCAGGAACAGAUCCACCUUACCACAACUAAAAAAGAAAAAUCGCUCGUCAGCAUUUCGCCGGAAGCCCGGCAGUAAGAUACUUCUUGUGUUAUUGGCUCCCGAAGGGCACUGUGCUGCCGUCCGCAAAUAAACCGGCGGAGAGCAACCGAGCCAGAUGCGAGGCCGGGGCAUCGAUUCGUGGGUUGUUAGGCGACGAGGCGGCGGCUCGCAAUCAAAGCGCGCGUUGAAACUAGAAAGUACAGUUAUGUUCCGUUCUGAUUACCGAAAAUCAUUUUUAUCACGGAGUUAGGAGCAGGAGUUUAGUACGGGCGUUAGGAGCAGAGGAAGCAAUCCUCGAGGAGGUGGAAACAGACGGCAUCAUGAGCUUGCCGACGAGAAGAAUCCAAAGGACAUCCGCACAUCUUUCCCGAUUGCCGAGGAUUAAUUAAGUGACUAGUGUUUUGUGACAGUAAUGUGAAAGUGAACUCCUUGUCGAGAAUUAAUUGUGAAUGUACAUCUGAAUGGUCAUGUGAAUGUGCAUGAGCGUGUGCAUGCAUAUCCAUAUGUAAAAUGGCGAGUAGGAUCGAACGGCAGUAUGAAGAUAAUUGUCUAAAAUAGUAUGGGCGAGACACGCAAGUGUAUGGAGUUGCGAAGACAUCGGUUGCGAACGCUGGUAUCAGGGAUCCCAGCAUUCGCCCUAAAAUGGCGGACAGAUCUUUGAGUGGGAAUGCGACGCGUCAAAGUUCUUGUUACACGGUAUGGACUCCGUAUGAAAUGUGGCACUACAGUUGGCGUUUUGGUCGCACGAAUAUUGCAUCGUGUGUCACGUACGUGUCGUCGGAUUCCCAUCCUGGGAUCUGUCCGCCAUUUUGAGGUGAGAGCUGGGAUCCCUGGUACCAAUACGAGAUCAAAUCAAUAUCAGAAUACAUGCCUCCAAGCCCUUGAACUUUAAAAUAUUUGAUUAAAUGUUUAUUUUCGAAUAAUUUCUAAAUUAUUAAUUAUAUCGAAGAAUAUGUUAGACAAAACUGAAUAGAUCGCGUAUUUGGCUGUUAGUUUCUUUAGUAAAUCGAACGAUUUGUAGAAAAAAUGCAAUAAAAGUCAGAAAGAAAUAAAAACUAUUUUCUCAUUUUAAAGACUGCGUGUUCGAUUAUUGCGGGAGAAGUGGGGACCGUUGCUCGCGCGUAUUGUGUAAGAUAACUGACACUCUCUGUCCGUAACUCGGACUGUAAAGAUUCAUUAUCACAUCAUUCUUCCACUGAAUAUUUAAUAAUUAUUAGCACACACGGGCUCAUACUUGAUCAAUGGGUCCAAAUCCUUAAUCUCUUACUACACGUUUCACGUACCAUGUAUACACGCGACCUCUACUAGACAUGGUUGCUACAUUUGAUGUGGUAUCGAACGAAGAGGUAUUAGUAUUGAUAAAUGAUACCAAGUACUUGAUAUUUGAUACCAAGUAAAUGACACUACGUACUUCGAUGUCGGAUUGUAACGACUGACGCUAAUCAAUCACAUUACUAGUCUUACACCUCACAAGGAGAGGUACCCAAACCUGACACUGAGUUUUUGAUGAGAUUCCACACAGUGGCAAAGCUUGUAAAACUGAAUCUAAUGGUGCUUUGUAUUGAGUGCAGACGGCUAAUAGUUUUUGAGGUUUUUAAUGUUGAAGUUGUCAGUGACAAAACCUGUGAAAGAUAAGCCGCUCCGUUGUGUCGCAUUAAGUCACCCCCUCUCCGGCCCUCGCUCCAUGAUACAAUGGCCCAAGAGCCACCUUAUCUAUCUAGCUAUGUUACCAACAACUUUAACAUUACAUAUUUCAAGAAAAUAAAGAAAUAAAUCAAAUAUAAUAACAUAGAGUUUUAAAAGCUCUACUACUAUGCGAAAUUUCAUCAAAAAGUCAGCGUCAGACCUGGGAACCUUUUCUUGUAAGGGGGCACGAUUGCUGUGGGUUUCACUUAAACAUUCACUCUCUUGUGUUCAAUUUAACCUUGAGCUUUCGCUUUAUCCUCAUUGAUUCUAAGAGGUGGGAUUUCAGAGUGGGGUUCCAGAGCAGCGAAUGAUACGUCGGAUAUCGAUAUCCCAUCCGUAGCCAUCCCUACUUUUUGAAUUAUGCGAAUUUGCAGAAUGUGGUGGGAGUAAUCAUAUCGCUACUCUGUGAAAUAAGUGAAUAAAUGGGGGAAUAAGCCAACUGCUGCUUAUGGAUCGCCAGUUGGACAGUUGGCCAUUGGUCUGGUCUGGUAUAUUAUACAUAUGUAAGAUUUAUGACCUGAAAUACAAAAAGUGAAUCAAUCAUUUCAUAAAAACACAUACACAAAAUUACACAUUUGGGGUAGAAAUCAUGGAGCAUGGUGUGUGGUUAGAAGUAAUAGCAUCGAUUAAUGCUGACAGUGGUUUGAGUGAAAGUAUUAUUAUUGAAAAAGGAAAGGAGAAAUUAAAGGCAACAGAUCCAGUCACAUAUGAAGAGUGGGAGAAGAAUCGUUUUGAUCUUGAUCAUCUAUUUAAAUGUCUCAAUGACAAUGGUAAUGAAUAUCAAACAUUAUUAAGUUUAGUUGCUAGAAACGGCUAUAUUGACAUAGUAAAAAUUCUAACAAACAAAGGAGCAAGUGUUACUAAACCAAAUAACUGUGGGAGUACACCGUUGCAUUUGGCUGCUAGCAAUGGCCAUUUGGAAAUAGUGAGACUUUUAAUACAUAACAAGAGUGAUGUCAAUAAACCAAACAAAUUUGGAAGAACUCCAUUUCAUUGUGCAGCAGGAAAUGGUCAUAUAGAAAUAAUGGAAGUUCUAUUGAACACAGGGACCAAUAUCAAUACAAUAGAUAAUUACGGACUGACGCCUUUGCAUUGUGCUUCUUACAAUGGUCAUCUGGACACGGUAAAAUAUCUGAUAGAUGAGAAGCUACAGCCUUUACAUUGUGCUUCUAAUAAUGGUAAUCUGGACACGGUAAAAUAUCUGAUAGAUGAGAAGAAUGUUAAUUUUAUGGUUGUUGAUGACAAUGGCUGGACUCCUUUGCAUUGUGCUUCUGAUAAUGGUCAUCUGAACACGGUAAAAUAUCUGGUAGAUGAGAAGAAUGCCAAUGUUACGGUUGCUGACAACUAUGGCUGGACUCCUUUACAUUGUGCUUCUAAUAAUGAUGUGUAUAAGAGACAGCCUUUACAUUGUGCUUCUAAUAAUGGUAAUCUGGACACGGUAAAAUAUCUGAUAGAUGAGAAGAAUGUUAAUUUAACAGUUGCUAACAACUAUGGCUGGACUCCUUUGCAUUGUGCUUCUUACAAUGGUCAUCUGGACACGGUAAAAUAUCUGAUAGAUGAGAAGAAUGUUAAUUUAACAGUUGCUGACAACUAUGGCUGGACUCCUUUGCAUUGUGCUUCUUACAAUGGUCAUCUGGACACGGUAAAAUAUCUGAUAGAUGAGAAGAAUGUUAAUUUAACAGUUGCUGACAACUAUGGCUGGACUCCUUUGCAUUGUGCUUCUUACAAUGGUCAUCUGGACACGGUAAAAUAUCUGAUAGAUGAGAAGAAUGUUAAUUUAACAGUUGCUGACAACUAUGGCUGGACUCCUUUGCAUUGUGCUUCUUACAAUGGUCAUCUGGACACGGUAAAAUAUCUGAUAGAUGAGAAGAAUGUUAAUUUAACAGUUGCUGACAACUAUGGCUGGACUCCUUUGCAUUGUGCUUCUUACAAUGGUCAUCUGGACACGGUAAAAUAUCUGAUAGAUGAGAAGAAUGUUAAUUUAACAGUUGCUGACAACUAUGGCUGGACUCCUUUGCAUUGUGCUUCUUACAAUGGUCAUCUGGACACGGUAAAAUAUCUGAUAGAUGAGAAGAAUGUUAAUUUAACAGUUGCUGACAACUAUGGCUGGACUCCUUUGCAUUGUGCUUCUUACAAUGGUCAUCUGGACACGGUAAAAUAUCUGAUAGAUGAGAAGAAUGUUAAUUUAACAGUUGCUGACAACUAUGGCUGGACUCCUUUGCAUUGUGCUUCUUACAAUGGUCAUCUGGACACGGUAAAAUAUCUGAUAGAUGAGAAGAAUGUUAAUUUAACAGUUGCUGACAACUAUGGCUGGACUCCUUUGCAUUGUGCUUCUUACAAUGGUCAUCUGGACACGGUAAAAUAUCUGAUAGAUGAGAAGAAUGUUAAUUUAACAGUUGCUGACAACUAUGGCUGGACUCCUUUGCAUUGUGCUUCUUACAAUGGUCAUCUGGACACGGUAAAAUAUCUGAUAGAUGAGAAGAAUGUUAAUUUAACAGUUGCUGACAACUAUGGCUGGACUCCUUUGCAUUGUGCUUCUUACAAUGGUCAUCUGGACACGGUAAAAUAUCUGAUAGAUGAGAAGAAUGUUAAUUUAACAGUUGCUGACAACUAUGGCUGGACUCCUUUGCAUUGUGCUUCUUACAAUGGUCAUCUGGACACGGUAAAAUAUCUGAUAGAUGAGAAGAAUGUUAAUUUAACAGUUGCUGACAACUAUGGCUGGACUCCUUUGCAUUGUGCUUCUUACAAUGGUCAUCUGGACACGGUAAAAUAUCUGAUAGAUGAGAAGAAUGUUAAUUUAACAGUUGCUGACAACUAUGGCUGGACUCCUUUGCAUUGUGCUUCUUACAAUGGUCAUCUGGACACGGUAAAAUAUCUGAUAGAUGAGAAGAAUGUUAAUUUAACAGUUGCUGACAACUAUGGCUGGACUCCUUUGCAUUGUGCUUCUUACAAUGGUCAUCUGGACACGGUAAAAUAUCUGAUAGAUGAGAAGAAUGUUAAUUUAACAGUUGCUGACAACUAUGGCUGGACUCCUUUGCAUUGUGCUUCUUACAAUGGUCAUCUGGACACGGUAAAAUAUCUGAUAGAUGAGAAGAAUGUUAAUUUAACAGUUGCUGACAACUAUGGCUGGACUCCUUUGCAUUGUGCUUCUUACAAUGGUCAUCUGGACACGGUAAAAUAUCUGAUAGAUGAGAAGAAUGUUAAUUUAACGGUUGCUGGCAACUAUGGCUGGACUCCUUUGCAUUGUGCUUCUAAUAAUGGUCAUCUGGACACGGUAAAAUAUUUGAUAGAUGAGAAGAAUGUUAAUUUUAUGGUUGUUGAUGACCAUGGCUGGACUCCUUUACAUCGUGCUUCUUAUAAUGGUCACCUAAGCACGGUAAAAUAUCUGGUAGAUGAGAAGAAUGCCAAUGUUACGGUUGCUGACAACUAUGGCUGGUCUCCUUUGCAUCACGCUUCUAAUAAUGGUCACCUAAGCACGGUAAAAUAUCUGGUAGAUGAGAAGAAUGCCAAUUUAACGGUUGUUGACAACAAUGACCGGUCUCCUUUAUACCUUGCCACUGUUGGCGAGUGCAAGUAUGACGUGGUAGUGUACUUAGUAAAUAAAGGUGCAGAUGUUAAUAUUGCUACUGACAAGGGCAGGACUUCAGUUUCUGGUGCUGCUUUUUCUGGUAAACCGGAUGUGUUGAGAUAUCUUAUAGAAGAUAGAGGUGCUAAUAUGAAUACUUGUGAUAGAUAUUACCUCAGUUCUUUGUGUAUAGCUGUUGAAAAAGGUCAUUUAGAUGUAGCGAAAUACCUUAUAGAAGAAACAGGAUGUGAUAUUAACUCUAAAGAUAUAGGGGGUAGGACUAUUUUACAUCUCGCUGUGCACAGUGGCAAUUUAAAUAUGGUAAAAUAUCUUAUAGAAGAGAAUGGUAUGGAACGAUAUGUAAAUACUAGAAGGAUUGAUAACCGUUGGACUACUUUACACGAAGCUGCUUCUAAAGGUUACCUGGAGAUAGCAGACUUUCUUAUAAACAAAGGAGCAUUAUUAAAUGUGUUUGAUAAAUUUGGUGACUCUCCUUUACAUAAAGCUGCUACGAGAAAACAUAUGAAUGUAGUAAAAUUACUUGUAAGCAAAGGUGCUAAUCUUAAUCCAAGGAAUAAUAAUGGUCUUACACCUUUGCAUUUCAGUACUAAAAAGGGUCAUUUAGAUGUGAUUAAAUUUCUUGUGGAAAAAGGAGCUAAUAUCAACAUUCGAGAUUAUUAUUUAAAUAGUCCUAUGGAUUUUGCUGUCCAGCACGGUAAAGAAGAUAUCAUAGCAUUUUUUAACAGUACUAGUUUUAGAAGGGAUACAUACUGAUAUUUGUAAUAGAAUCGUUUGUGUGUAAGUAUGAACGUUAUGUCUAUGUGAGGUUGGUAGCAUAUAUGCAGCAUGAUAGCAGACUAGGCGCACCGAAGCAUGAACAAUGAUUUUAAGUUUAACACAUUUAUAUAUUUUAUAUGAUGUAUUUGUUUUAUUAAAUUAAUAGGAAGUCUAAGUAAUACAAUAUGAAUAUCUGCAGAUAUAUUGGUUACGUUAAUGGAGAGUUUGUGGAAAACAUAUGUAGAAAAUGACAAGAUGAAUCAAUGAGUACAUGAAAAAAUUUAUAAUACUAUUAAAAAAAAAUAAAGUUGACUCUCAUAUGUCCUGCAUGCGUCCAUCUAAAAAAAUUGUAUUCAUAUCAGAUUAUAUGCCCUCUAAAACCAUA
Megalopta genalis is the source of this 6755-nucleotide messenger RNA. The record is from RefSeq and is a predicted model, not a curated record. NCBI's taxonomy places the organism in Eukaryota, Metazoa, Arthropoda, Insecta, Hymenoptera, Halictidae.